CGUUGAGAUCUAGUGAAUUGACUACGACUGUGAAAAAUUCACAUCACCUACAGUAUCGUUUUGAUGUUUGCAGUUACAGUUCAUCUCCUUCAAAAGUGCUUCGGUGAUACAUCUCAAGACAUCUGAAUGUAUUCAUCUGACUACUCGGGAGCCAUUUCCACUUGAACCAACCAGAAGUGAGACCACCCAUUCUGCAACGCUUUUCACACCUCCUGCCUCUCAAGCCUCUUUUUGUCUCUGCAGCCCCUUUGAAGCAACAGCCUUGACUUCUGGUAGAGAGUUCAGCAGUGAAUCGAUGUUCACUUACAGAAAUAACCCAGCAGGUACGGCUGAGGGUGGGAUCCCCACUGUGUACGUGGUGGACAGCCAAGCCACGCGGCCUGUUUUGCCACCUAGGCCGAACCAGGGGCGAAGGAAUGGCAGAGCGGCUCAGACCCUGCUGUUCCUGCUGGUGAGCCUGGCACUGUGUGGCAUGAUCAUCCAAGCCUGCUUCAUCUACCGUCUCUACCAGAGUGAAUCUGCCAACUCAGCAUCAUUCGCCAAGCUCAUUGAAGCUCAAGGUCCUACUUCUCCCACGGCGCGUCCCUAUUACGAUGUUCUUCCCUCCAAACCACUUGCACAUCUGACAGGUGGACACAAUGUCAUUCACGGAAAAGAAGUCAUGGCGUGGAGCAUGAAAGCUGACCCUACCCUCUAUCAGAUGGUCUACAGAAACGGAAGUCUGAUCAUUCAGAAACAGGGUUUUUACUACGUCUACUCCAAGGUUUUCUUUACAGACAGUGGUAAAUUUCACCAUUAUGUUAAUUUGCAUACUGAAAAGUACGCUGGGGGAUAUAUUACCCUCCUGCAGGCCAGGAAAUACUCUCCAAUGUCAGAGGUUGCUCGAUCAAACAGCUACCUGGGUGGAGUGUUUCACCUUUACGAGAAUGAUGCCAUUUAUGUGAACGUCAGUAGCACUGCAAAAAUUAUAGAAUUCAAACCGAACGAGAACGUCUUUGGCGCAUUCAUGCUAUAAAUAUCAUAUUGAUAUUUAAAUUCUUUGAAGAAGCGUAAACAGAAGCGGAUACAUACUUUUGUCAUGAGAAAGCAGACUGACGAAGUGUGACAUCCUCUUUGUGCCUUGGAAUAUUAGGAAGGGCAGAACUGCUCUGACGGCUUUCUUUCUUAUACGGGUAAAACUUUUUUAAGAAUUUUUUUUAUAUCAAAGACAUUUAUAUUCUUAUUUGUAUAAUUACAGUAAAUUAAAUCUCUAAAUAUGGAUAAUUGAUGUGUAACACUUGGAUUUAAUAAAAUCUAUAGAUAUAUAUGUGCCUUGUUCAUACUAAAAAUGAAACUGAAAAAGUAGACUGUAACCUUACAUAUUUCUUUUCUUGCUUUAACACAUACUGCACACUAUUUAUUUAUUCUAUAUUGAAUGUGCUUUAAUUCUGAUGUUUUUUUGUAUCAUAAUUUAUGUGAUGCAGUGAAAUAAACACACCAUGGUCUUAAA
Molecule: messenger RNA, 1489 nt
Organism: Acanthochromis polyacanthus (spiny chromis)
Lineage: Eukaryota; Metazoa; Chordata; Actinopteri; Pomacentridae
Gene: tnfsf14a
Product: TNF superfamily member 14
Exons: 4
Coding region: 296-1015 (239 amino acids)
Biological process (GO): immune response
Cellular component (GO): membrane
Molecular function (GO): tumor necrosis factor receptor binding
Source: RefSeq, a predicted model, not a curated record